Molecule: messenger RNA, 1979 nt
Organism: Sardina pilchardus (European sardine)
Lineage: Eukaryota; Metazoa; Chordata; Actinopteri; Clupeiformes; Clupeidae
Gene: npepl1
Product: aminopeptidase like 1
Exons: 12
Coding region: 51-1625 (524 amino acids)
Biological process (GO): proteolysis
Cellular component (GO): cytoplasm
Molecular function (GO): metalloaminopeptidase activity; manganese ion binding
Source: RefSeq, a predicted model, not a curated record
UCAAAGUACGUCGGUCCCUUCAUCAGAUCUCCAGAUCACUCGGGCUAAAGAUGGCGAAUGUGGUGCUCGAGUUUAAGGCGUCAGCCGGAGACUCGGAGCCCCAGAAUCGCCCGGUGUUAAUCGUCGGCCAACUGAGCAACCUGCAGCAGCUGAACUGGACUCAAGUGAAGGGUAAACUGCAGCCGGCGGUCACCAAAGAGGUAUGGCAGUCUGCGCUGGGCGUGCUGAGCCCCAACCCUACGGACAGCUGCCCGCUGUACCUGAGCCAGGCGCUGGUGGCAUCGCUGCCCCCCCGCGUCAGCCGCCACAACAGCCCCUCCGCCGCCCACUUCCUGUCCCGCCUCGUCCGCACCUGCCUGCCCGCCGGGAACACGCGCUGCAUCCUGGUGGUGUGUGAGCGUGCGGACGUGUUUGCGUCGGCGUGUGCGGUCGCGCGGGCCUUCCCCGUCUUCUCCCGCCGCUCGUCAUCGUCACGCCGCUCUGAGAAGAAGCUGGUUACCGUGGAGUUCAUCACCGUUGGCAACAACAAUGGCCCUCUGGAUGCCAGCACCCUGAAGUGUCUGAGUAACGCAGCGGACGGCGUGAGGUUGGCUGCCCGCAUCGUGGACACACCCUGCAGUGAGAUGAACACCGACCACUUCCUGGAGGAAAUCCGCACUGUUGGGCAGGAGCUGGGUAUCACUCCCACCAUCAUCCGUGGAGAGGAUCUCAAGCACAAGGGCUUUGGAGGGAUCUAUGGAGUGGGAAAGGCAGCAGAGCACCCCCCUGCUCUGGCAGUGCUAAGCCACACCCCCUCAGGUGCCACUCAAACCAUCGCCUGGGUGGGCAAGGGCAUCGUCUACGACACCGGCGGCCUGAGCAUCAAGGGCAAGACCACCAUGCCAGGAAUGAAGAGGGACUGUGGAGGUGCAGCAGCCAUCUUAGGAGCCUUUAAAGCUGCAGUCAAGCAGGGCUUUAAGGAUAACCUGCACGCUGUCUUCUGUCUGGCUGAGAAUGCUGUGGGACCCACAGCCACCCGUCCUGAUGACAUCCACACACUCUACUCUGGAAAGACGGUGGAGAUCAACAACACGGAUGCGGAGGGGCGGCUGGUGCUGUCUGACGGGGUGGUGUACGCCAGCAAGGACCUCACCGCCGACAUCAUCCUGGACAUGGCUACUCUCACAGGGGCCCAGGGCAUCUCCACGGGGAAAUACCACUGCGCGGUGAUGACCAAUAGCGAGAGGUGGGAGGCGGCCUGUGUGCGUGCAGGGCGGAGCAGCGGUGAUCUGGCCCAUCCCCUCGUGUACUGCCCCGAGCUGCACUUCACCGAGUUCACCUCCGCCGUCGCAGACAUGAAGAACUCUGUAGCAGACCGUGAGAAUGCUCAGAGCUCCUGUGCUGGCCUCUUCAUUGGUUCCCAUCUAGGGUUCGACUGGCCGGGUGUGUGGGUGCAUGUGGACAUCGCCUCCCCUGUCCAUGCUGGCGAGCGUGCGACUGGUUUCGGCGUGGCUCUGUUGUUGGCUCUGUUUGGCCAGGCCUCUGAGGACCCUGUGCUAAACAGCGUGUCACCACUGGGGGGCGCCGGCGACCAGAGCUCUGCCGAUCCCAUGGAGCGUGACUGCAAGAGGAGGCGGCUGGUGUAAAGACACACACUCGCACACUCACGCACACACACACACGCGCGCACCCACACCCACACACACACACACACACACAAUCUCUGAUGUGUUGUUUAACCGUCUCCAGUGCAGUCGAUGUCCUGAAGUGCAGUUGUCCCCUGAGGGAGCCAUGGUCCAUGUGCACACUCCCCACACACACUCCCCACACACACACACACACACACACACACACACACACACACACACACACACACACACACACACACACACACACACACACACACACACACACACACACACACACACUCUCAUGCCAACCUCGUGAUUGUGAUGAAGCACCCUGAGCUGCACAUGUGAUUAAAGCUGCUAUCAGUGAAA